UGCAACCUCUUAUCAGCAAUCGUGUCUAAUGUGAAGAUAUGGAUUCAGUUUCAAUGCACUAAAUUUGACAGUUAUAUGUAAUCUUAUGUUUAUUUUACGACAAUACGAUGUGCGGUAAAGUCGGAUUAUGGCUGUUUUUGGUAGUCACUGUGUUAGGUGCUGACUACCAAGUCACCAUAUAUCCAAGUUACCUAUCACAAGGUGGUCGAACACAUUUCGAGGUUGAUCGCUGGGAUGGCCAUAAUGGACUGGAUUCUGCGCAUUUUAUUGACAAGGCUAAGUCAAUUGCUACUGAGAGUGGUAGAUGGCUGAACCGUGACUUGAACGGACAUACAUUUCAAAAUACACCACAAGACCCUCAUCACCAUGGUUAUCCAGAUCCAAACCAUUUUAAAGACCCAACAUUUGUCCAGAAUAUAUGUACAAAGUACAAGCAAAAUCUUCAAGGAUAUGGAAACAAUUCCGAUAUCGUCAUGGAAAUCAAGGGGCUCUACUGGCCAAACUGGAUGAACACAUCACAACAUGGCGGAAAGUUUCCUAAUGAUUUAGAUGCAGGCGCUGAAUUUAUUGUUCUGCUAUUAAAAUCUAUUAAACAAUGUACACAUGGUAUCAUACCAAAGUAUUUCGAGGUCAUAAAUGAACCUGACGCAGCUUGGAAAUAUAUUCAAUGGGACAUUGUCAUUGAUUUCCAUAAGAUUGUUGCACAAAAACUAAAAAGUCAAUUUCCAGGGAUUCAAGUUGGCGGUCCAACUAAAAACGGUGCGAUAUCUGGAAGUGACAAGAGCGAUUUCCGAAUAUGGAAUUUUUCUCGUCGGUUUCUGGACAUGUCACUAGACCAUCUAGAUUUCUUUUCCUUUCAUCCUUACAACUUUUUCCUAGUGGAGGGUAACAACUAUCGAUUUGAAGGUAUAAAUGAAGCAAGAUUGGCUGGUUUCAUAGAUUUGGUGGAAAGUUACGCACAUCAAAAGAAGGGCCGUUCUGUUCCUCUUAUACUUAGCGAGUAUGGUUUAAGUCAAGUAAAGGGAAUUGACGUAAAUAAACCAAAUCCUUUCAUAGACUGGGCAUACAUCAAUCAACAUAAUAGCCACAUGUUUACGUAUUUGAAUUUUCGAAACGUGAUUGACAGAGCUAUUGGAUUCAUACUCUCAUAUGGAACCACCCUAGGUGAAGCUUCUUUUACAUUACAGCCUAUUUCAUCGAAAUGGCAGCUUAGCUAA
Molecule: messenger RNA, 1217 nt
Organism: Mytilus trossulus (common blue mussel)
Lineage: Eukaryota; Metazoa; Mollusca; Bivalvia; Mytilida; Mytilidae
Product: beta-agarase-like
Exons: 3
Coding region: 108-1217 (369 amino acids)
Source: RefSeq, a predicted model, not a curated record